AUGGCCUCAUCUGCCAACAUUGGAGGCGUGUUUUCCGGCCAACCGGCGGAGUUUCCGUUGCCAACGCUCAAUUGCGGUACCUUCGAUGGUUCAGUCGCAGCCUCCCGAUGGCUCACCCGUUUGAAAUGGGACUUCGAGAAGGCUGGUCACAACCCCCAAAACCUGCCAGCAUCCCAGGUCUUGAAGACCCUCAACAUGCAAUGCGAAGGUGAUGCUGCAACGUACCUCGACAGCGUACCCCACCUCACAACCAUCAUGGACAAAGCAAUGGAUGGCAUUGCCACCCUCGCCGAUCUGGCAAUCGUGGAAGCCUCGUUGAAGGAAAGAUUCCCGUCGAAGAUAAUUGACCAGGAUGCCGCAGGCGGUGACAUCAACUCCCUCAGCCAAGAGAAAGAUGAGGCCUUGUUGGCGUACUACAACCGGGCAUUGUCGACGCUCCAUCGAGUGGGUUGCAAAGAUGCCGGCGUUGGCAUCACAUUGUCGAUGCCAGAGAAAACGGUCCUGACAGGCCUGGUGAGACAAUUCGUGAGAGGGUUGGCCGAUUCCAACCUUCGACGUCAAGCAUUGAGCAUGUCGGCAAUGACUGCUUCCAGCCUCAAAUCCGCAUUCACAAUCAUCAGAGACGCCCGACAGAUCAUUGACGAGCGCGAGGCUGAAGAUCGACGCGAGGCAGAUCUCACCCGGGCCCGAUUGCUGGAGGAGAUGGUCGUCCGCCAAAAUCCAGGCCAGGCCGUCGAACAACUGCUGGCUAGACAAUUUGCCCAAUCAAACGCCAUCUCUCAGCCCAUCCACAGUAAUUAUGGUGGCUACUUCAACCAACCCCCCAACCCCUUUGGCCCAAUUUUGGCACCCGUUGGAGCUUAUGCACCCGGAACAAUGGCCAAACCCCCGCCCAACGCCAGUCAGUUGUUGCCACCGGGAGGAUACCCACAACCGCGUCAAGCUCAGCCUGCUGCUCCUAGGUUCGGAUAUGGCAAUCAGAAUCAAGGCCAACAGUACCAAUCAUUCCAAGGUAACCAAUCAAGCCAACCUGGCCAACCUCAGUAUCGGGAUCGGGGAGCUUUCCGCAGUGGUCGCGAUGUGGGCAUCGAUUUCAGUCGCAAGGACCGCAAUCUGCCUGAUCUGCCAGAUCGGAAAACCUCCAAGAACCCCUACGUCAACGGAUCAGUGCUGAUGAGGGAUGGUGACAUCCUGUGCAUUAGAUGCGGCGAACCCAAUCACCGACGGCCCGAGUGCCAUAACACACCCCUGCAACCGUGGGAACAGUCGUACAUCAAGGCCAUGAUCUUCCCUUCCAACCGCAGUUUUGCCAACGGCAUUCGACCUCCUGUUGGUGUUGUGGAUGUGCACUCUGCACAGCUACAUUUCGUUCAAGAAUGGGGCUAUCCUGGCAAUCUACCCCCACCAGAUUUUGUUGAAGAAAUGCUGCAACAACCGCAAGCACCCCAACCUGCCACAACCACCGAUGAAUUGAAGAACCCGUGGGACCCGACAGACCACACAGUUGGCGGUCGCCAUUGCGAAUUCACCCCGGCAGAGGACGAUGCAGAUGUGGUGCCGGCAUUGACCGAGUCUGAAGAGGCACGAUUCGUCGCGGAAUCGAAAUCGGCCGGAAUUGUGCAACUGUCCGAACAGGUUGCUGAGGUGAUGAAGAUUCUGGUUGACGAUUCCCUCAAACCCGAUGAGAGAGUCCUGAAAAUCAAUUCACUGGUUGCCCAGGCCGAAGCCGCUGGAUCGUCAGCUCGGAAGAAAUGGAUGGACACCAUCCUGCAACGCCCGUCGAGUCAGGUCCAGCGAAUCGAGAAAUCAAAGCCGAAAGCACGGGUGGCCCGAAUUCCCGGUGCCAAUGCACUGGAGAAACCCCGUGGUGAUAUUCCGAUGGCGGAUAUUUUGACGCCCGAUCCGGUGGCAUCGUCGCCCAAGAAGAAAGUAGUCCGUCGAAAUGGACUCACAACCAUCGUGGCUCGAGAAGGCGAACCAGCAAUCGACAUCCGCAAGAUGGCCAAGGAUAUCAAGUUCAACAUGUCAUUGGUCGACCUGAUGCAACUGAGCCCCGAAUUCUCCAAAUCGCUGAGGGCGAUUUCCCAACGCAUCGUGGCAAAGCGACCGAAAAAGGUCAAGUUCACCGCCCCAAUCGUCGCUGAUACCCAUUUGGGCAGCAUCCCCAACCCCAUUACAAUCACCAAGGAUCCGAAGGCCAACAUCAAGUUGUUUUCUCGCAACUAUGAAGCCACCCGACCAUUCAGAAUUGAGUGUACCCUCUCAACGCCAUCGAUGCAAUACCAAUUGCCCCGCAGAGCCGCACAGGCGGAUCAGGGAUCAGAGAUGAAUAUCAUCUCUCCGAGAUUGGUGGACGAAUGUGGAUUGAGACGCCAUCCAUUGUCCGGGAUCGGAUUCGAGGGCCUCAACAUGGGCGCCGCCAGCGGAUCUACUUACGCCAUGACACAUUUUGUGGCAGUGGAGGUCACCACUUACGGCAUCAAGCGGGAAAUCUGGGCGUGCAUCCGACCUGGAGAUUCGGACCAAUCGGUGUUGCUCCUGUUGGGGAUGCCAUGGUUGUACGACGUGAGAGCACUGAUCGACCCUUGGGGCGCCAAACUGGUAAUUGGCGAUACCUCCAUAGGCGAGCAACUGGUUGAGAUUGAGGGACCGUUGAUGCAGUUGUCCGACACACAACGCCUGAUCCUCAACCCCGCCUCUGACGACACAGACUUGGUUGGCCGAGAUCGAUUGAGAAACAUGGUGGAGAUGGAUCCUGGCGAUUCCGAUGACAACGAGGAUGAUGACAACGAAGAUGCAUCUGACGCCGAUGAAGAAAUGGACGAUUCCUCUGACGACGAUUCGGAAAACUGA
Colletotrichum higginsianum IMI 349063 is the source of this 2853-nucleotide messenger RNA. RefSeq lists its product as uncharacterized. NCBI's taxonomy places the organism in Eukaryota, Fungi, Ascomycota, Sordariomycetes, Glomerellales, Glomerellaceae. The transcript has a single exon. The record is from RefSeq and is a predicted model, not a curated record. Bases 1 to 2853 code for a protein of 950 amino acids.